CAGCUGGUAGCUUUAGCUUUAGCUACGUCAAUGCAACGGAAGUAGCAUGUUUGUGCACACAAUACGUGGAGCUGGUUUCCCUAGCACUAAUUAAACCAACUAUGUUGACGUAAGAUAAAAACACUUUUGGGCAGCUAUGUGUGACCUCGCCUGGGAGGUGCUCCAGUAGAUGAUGGAUUUCCUCACCCUGUUUGUUAUCUACGUCAUCGUGGUGCUCACAUGUAUAUUCUUAGUCUGCAAAUACUCAGGUCAACAGCAAACUCCCUUUAGUGUCUUAUUCAACUGUUUAGUGAAGGUAGUUUCACCAUUUACACCAACAUGCCUCCAAACGUUUACACAGUGGUGCCUGCACAGGCUGUUCCAUCAGAGGAACAACAUGUUCAUCUAUUUACAUAUCCUGCUGGAGGGAGUGGUGUAUGCAGAGUUUUCCUAUGAGGUGUUCGGCUUCUGCAGGGACAUGGACACAACUCUAAGCAGCCUGUCUGUGCCUUACAUCCUGCUGGUUAUAAAGAACUGCUUCUUCUACCUCUGCGUUAAAAGAGAUCCAGGAACAGUGACAAAGAAGAAAGUCGCUGGCCAGCUUCAAAUCUACCCGUACGACAGGAGGCUGUUUCACCCGGGAGUCUCAUGUCCAACCUGCCAGCUCAUCAAACCUGCUCGCUCCAAACACUGCAGGCUCUGCGACAGGUGUGUGCAGCGUUUUGACCACCACUGUGUCUGGGUGAACAACUGCAUCGGAGCUCAGAACACGCGGUACUUCCUGCUGUACCUCUGUAGCGUGUGUGCCAUGGCGGGCGACAUGGCCGUACUCACAGGAGACAUGCUGCUCCACGCCGUGCUGCGGUCAGGGCUUCUGGCAGCCAGUUAUAUAGACGAGUUCGGCCAGCAGCAGCCAGCAGGGUUUAUGUUUGUUGUACAGCAUCUGUUCCUGACUUUCCCCCGAAUUAUCUUCAUGCUGGGAUUUCUGGUCUUUGUCUUCUUCCUCCUGGCGGGUUAUGCCCUCUUCCAUUCCUACCUCGCUCUCGUCAACCAGACCUCCAACGAGUGGUACAAAAGUCGAGGAUACUUUUGUCAGCACUGCCACCCAACUACAACAGCGGACCACCUCUGUAACCCGGCCCCAGAUCACUCCAAAAGAUACUACUACAGCAGGGGGAUACUACCAAACCUGGGAGAGAUCUUCUUCCCUCUAAAAUCGGUUCAGAAAAAAGACAUUUAAAAAAAUGAAUACUGCCUUGUAUGUUUUUAUGCUGCAUUUACUGUACCAUCCCCCAUGGGGUUAAGUGUCCUUAAGAACUGCUGCUGACAGACGAUAUAAAGUUUGUGUGUGAUUUCUUAAAGGCCUCUGGAGUUAUGACUAAUUAGAAAGCAUACUGUCACUCAAAAGUGCUCCCUGUUGGAUCAAAUCCUUGUCCAUUAAUUAAAUACUGUAGCGGAAAGCUCAGGACAUCUUAUUCUGAUUUUCUUUUCUUUUUUAAAUCCUUUGCCUGCAAUCAACUGACUCAUUAGCACUUUCAUACUGACAACACAUGUCCUACUUUUCAGUGAACAUACAGAAGGCCUCACAUUUCAAUACAUUUCAAUUUCAAUACAAAUCUUUAUCAGGCAUGGAUCAACUUAAAGUUUGAGCAGAUACAAAUUAAUUAGUUUAAAAAUAACUGCUUACAAUUGGAAACGUCAGGCCAGCAGGGAGAGUUUAACACCGUUAUAUAACUUUGACCCUGAGUUUUAAAACAUCACACAAUUGGAUGAUACACAAUAUUUAGCAUAAAACUCAAACUCAUGGUUUUUCUGUUUUGGUUCUGUGUUUGGCCUUCAUGUAGUCUAUUUGGGGAUUGCACACUGUGUGUAGUUGUCUUUUUACUUUUCUUUUUGUUUGACCACCUGUAGGCCUCCCAUUAGCUGAGGAGGAUUUAACUGAAGACAAACAAUAGCUGUACAUCAAUAACUCUAAAAUAAUAAAACACCAGAAUAUUUUUA
Labrus bergylta (ballan wrasse) is the source of this 1980-nucleotide messenger RNA. It is a transcript of the gene zdhhc4, whose product is annotated as zinc finger DHHC-type palmitoyltransferase 4. The record is from RefSeq and is a predicted model, not a curated record. NCBI's taxonomy places the organism in Eukaryota, Metazoa, Chordata, Actinopteri, Labriformes, Labridae. Gene Ontology annotation, cellular component: Golgi apparatus; endoplasmic reticulum. Gene Ontology annotation, biological process: peptidyl-L-cysteine S-palmitoylation; protein targeting to membrane. Gene Ontology annotation, molecular function: protein-cysteine S-palmitoyltransferase activity.